Sphaeramia orbicularis (orbiculate cardinalfish) is the source of this 1396-nucleotide messenger RNA. Its product is annotated as cilia- and flagella-associated protein 157-like. Lineage: Eukaryota; Metazoa; Chordata; Actinopteri; Kurtiformes; Apogonidae. Gene Ontology annotation, molecular function: microtubule binding. The record is from RefSeq and is a predicted model, not a curated record. Gene Ontology annotation, cellular component: ciliary basal body; cilium.
CCAACUUUGCACGAGACCAUGCCCAAAAAGAAGGAUAAGAAAACCAGCGAACAAGACGAGGACAAUAAAACACGAAAAAAGGAAAGCAGAGUGGCUUCUGUGGAUAAAACUGCGUCUGACGACAAAGAGAAGAGGUUAUACUUAACACAGAUUCGAUAUUUGAAUGAGCAACUAGAAAGAUAUCAGCUGAAAUGUGAUGAGCUGGAGAGGCAGAAGAAGGACUUCUCCUCUCAGUACAAUGUCCUGGAGGAGAAGAGGGACAUUGUUGAAUAUCUGAAGUGUUCCCUGCUGGAGAAAGAGGAGGAGGUGAACAUGCUGCAUGAGCACCUGGAGAAUGAGCGACAGACGGCUCAAAAAGAGCAAGACACUUUGCAGCAGCAGCACCGCCUGCUGAUACAAGAGCUACACCACAGGAAUGAUGAGCUGGCUGCAGAGAACAUGACACUGGUGCAGAAGCUGGAUGCUCUGGAGGAGUUUCAGAAGCAGAGGGAGCAGCUCGUGUCUAAAAUGGAGUCUCUGAAGAACCAGGUGGCCAGUCAAGAGCAGGAGCACAAAGCUGCCAUCCACAGUCUGGAGAUGAAAGCACUGCUAGAAAGGAACAGAUUAGAGAAGGAGAUGCAGAGCCAGGCCGCAUCCAUGGCAGCUGAGGUGCAGCACCUGGUGGAGCAGAAUCUUCCAGAGGCAACUAGGUUGGCCAUAGAGGAGAACAAGGAGGUGAGGAGCCGCUGUAGCCAGCUGUCGGACCAUGCUUGUGGCUUGCUGAAGGUGAACACAGCCCUGCAGACUCGCAAGACUAAGCUCAGACUGGAUGUGGACAUCCUGGAGCAAAUGGUCAGCGACAUAUCCCGGAAGAGCUGCAUCCAGAAAAAAUUGGUGGAGCAGCUAACAGAGAAAUGUGAGCAGCUGGAGACAGAACUGAGAGACUGCAGAGAGGAACACCGGCAGCUUCAGACCAAACACUCACACGUCCUGACUGAGAUCGACCAACUCAGAGAAGACAAGACCUCUAUUUCUAAACAGUGCAAGAAAAACAAAACUGACUUGAGCCAGCUGGAGGUGGAGCUACAGAACGAGAGAAGGAGGAGAAGAUGAAGAGCAUCAGGCAGGAAGCGGUCAUCAUUUCCAAGCAGACUGUGAACCCUCCACAGCCUCCACGUCGGCCUGUGACUGUGAAUACAUUCAAUUCAUGUCUCUGUAAUACAAUACACUGACAGCAGAACUCUAUUCUCAAUAAUAUUAGGAUACUUUUGGGGAAUUUUUGAGUAUUUUAAAGUAGAAAUUCCGCAUAUUGCUCCUGUAAAAACACUCUAGUCGCUUUCAUUUUAUUUUGAGCAUUUAAUAAUGGUUCUGGUCCAUCUUUAAAUUAUUGUCAUACUUGCAGACACAGUGGGAGACA